AUUUAUCUCGAAAUGAACUAAUGCAUUAUUAACAGACAAAAGAUAUUCCAUGAUGACUAAAAUAAGGUAAUAUUUAAGCUCUUACAAUUACGCUACAAUAAUAUGAAACUAUGGACAUUCUACAAUAAUAUGAAAAUAUGGACAUUCUACCGGUAAAUUUUAAAGCUCUGCAGUUUUGCGGAGCAUGGAAGGAACGAGAAGACGACAAUAUGUGUGUUGCAUUUUUGCGUUUUUGUUAUAGAUACGCGGUUGUUUUCUUGAUAUAUGAAUUUACAAUACUUGAUGCGGUAGAAGUAAUUCGUACGCGUGAUCACAUUCACGAAUUAACAGAAGGGCUCUUUUUGGGAUUGACCUUCUUGACGUUGAGUGUAAAAUAUGCAAAUUUUCUACUACGGGAGAAUAAAGUGUCGGAAUUGCUGGAUUAUCUGCGUAUAAAAAUGUGUCAACCAAAAAAUUCUACGGAACAACUAAUAAUGGAAGAACAUAAUCGUAAAGCUAAAUGGAGCACUGUAUCAUUCAUGAUGAUAUCUUUCGCAACUGGGCUGGGUUUUAUGAUUACUCCAGCUCUAGGCCUACUUACAAAAAACGAGCAUGUGCUGCCGUUGAAGUCAUACAUUCCAUAUUCCGUGUCGAAUCUAUUUAUAUAUUUAGCAACAUACCUGCAGCAGUUUAUAACGCUGUUCUAUGGGAUAAUGCUCAACGUUUCCUUCGACAGUCUUAUUUACGGCUUCAUAAUUCAUACUUGCGCACAGAUCGAGCUGAUGUGUCAUCGAUUGACGGAAAAUUUGAAUUGUAUCUCUUCCGAAAGAAAGUCACAGACGAAUGUCUCGAUCGAGGAAUGCGUUAGACAUCAUUUACUCGUUAAGAUUUUGGUAAAAAAAAUGCAAGAAUUAUUCAUAUGGUCGGUUAUGGUAUUUUUCUUUUUCAGUCUAGUCAUUGUGUGCACCAGUAUUUUUCUAAUAUCAAAGACGAGACUGCUCAGCUUUGAGUUUCUUUCUAUGCUUCUAUAUUUGAGUGGUAUGUUGCUUCAAUUGUUUUACUAUUGUUGGUAUGGAAACGAGCUUGAAUUGAAGAGCAAAGGCAUCGCAACUGCUAUUUAUUCCAGUGAUUGGACAAAAGUGACGCCACAAGAUCGCAAAUCUCUCAUCUUCAUCAUGAUAAACAGUCAGAAAGGGAUAAUGUUCUCUUAUCAUGGAAUAUUUGCAUUAUCACUUAACACCUUCACUUGGAUCUGCAGGACCUCUUACUCAGCAUACAAUCUCUUACAACAGGCAUCAAAUUAAUGAAUUGUUGCCUCGUUUGUAGUGAAAAAAAUAAAAUUUAUUUUAUGUAAUUUUUAUAUCUUGUUGUCCACAAAAUUGUAAAACACAGCGCGAUUCUUUCGAAGAAUUUUUCUUUACAUUAAGAAGUUUCUUUAAUGAGCAUAAUUCAGAAAGGACGCACAUUAGAAAUAUUUUCAUACGCAGUAAUGUGUCAUUAAUGAACAUGAUGAAAUAACAAAAAUUCAAA
Molecule: messenger RNA, 1509 nt
Organism: Camponotus floridanus (Florida carpenter ant)
Lineage: Eukaryota; Metazoa; Arthropoda; Insecta; Hymenoptera; Formicidae
Product: odorant receptor 46a-like
Exons: 6
Coding region: 138-1283 (381 amino acids)
Biological process (GO): detection of chemical stimulus involved in sensory perception of smell; sensory perception of smell
Cellular component (GO): plasma membrane
Molecular function (GO): odorant binding; olfactory receptor activity
Source: RefSeq, a predicted model, not a curated record